Messenger RNA from Fusarium mangiferae, 1011 nucleotides. RefSeq lists its product as uncharacterized. Bases 1 to 1011 code for a protein of 336 amino acids. The record is from RefSeq and is a predicted model, not a curated record. NCBI's taxonomy places the organism in Eukaryota, Fungi, Ascomycota, Sordariomycetes, Hypocreales, Nectriaceae. The transcript has a single exon. Gene Ontology annotation, molecular function: protein binding.
AUGAAGCAUCAUCAAUUUGUGGACGGUUUAUUGCGCUGGGUUACAAAAGUCAUAAAACUGGCCAGUCAAGGAUGGGGCGAUAAUGAUCCACCAUUCCUCAUAGCAGUGCACCAAGAAGAUGAAGACAUGGUCGAUCUCCUUCUCCGUACAGGUCAAAUUGAUAUCAGAAUCAGAAACGAAGACGGUUACACUCCACUCUUAAUCGCCGUGGAGCUUAGGGACCUUGGUAUCGUCAAGCUACUGCUUGAAAAAGAAAUGAUUGGUGGUAGUCAGGAGGAUUUGGAGAAGAUAGCAUUCUCUUCUGUAAAGUCUAUCGUGGAUGAGUACCAUGAGUACUAUUAUACGCCUCAGGCUGAUUUCAGUUCUGGAAUGAUGCUUCUAAGGGACGAAAAGGAGAAGUUUCUUUGGUGGGCUGUAAAAGGUGAGAGGUUAAAGAUGAUUGAACUCAUUCUUGACGAGAGCAUGGUUGAUACCAAUCGGACGCUUCAAGGACAAACGUCACUCAUGUGGGCUAUUAAGAAGAGGAAAGAGGACAUUUUGAAGGCUUUUCUCAGCAAUUUGAGAGUUGAUCUACAUUUCGCCGACAAACUGGGACGAACGGCCCUUUCGUGGGCUCUGGACUAUAGCAAGGAUAGAAUGGUUCUGCUACUGCUAAGUGGGAGAGGGUUCUCUAUCCAAAGAGAAAGCAGCAACACUUCACGAAAAUUGUUUUGGUGGGCUAUCGGAAGGGGCAAUAGUGGUGUGAUCGAUAUGCUUCACGAAUCUGGUAAGUACGAUAUCAAUACGAGAGAUCUUUCAGGGAAGACGCCGUUCCACUAUACUGCUGAGACGUGUGCUGAGGAGGCCCUGAGGGUGCUUCUUGGGACAGGUAGGGCUGAUGAACAGGCGGUUGAUAAAUGGGGUGACACAGCACUUUCGAUAGCUAUGAGGAGGGGCUACAGAACCAUAAUGGAUCUACUGUCGGCUUACAAUCAUCGGAGCAAUGAAAUUACCACCAGAGCCGCAGACUAG